This is a messenger RNA of Arabidopsis thaliana (thale cress), 1218 nucleotides long. It is a transcript of the gene SDG38, whose product is annotated as SET domain protein 38. Lineage: Eukaryota; Viridiplantae; Streptophyta; Magnoliopsida; Brassicales; Brassicaceae. Gene Ontology annotation, cellular component: nucleus. The record is from RefSeq and is marked reviewed. The transcript is spliced from 6 exons. Gene Ontology annotation, biological process: chromatin remodeling. Gene Ontology annotation, molecular function: histone methyltransferase activity. Bases 21 to 785 code for a protein of 254 amino acids.
UAACAGAGAGCAACAAAAAAAUGUCGCGAUUGGCUUUAAAUCGUUAUAGCCGUUGUUUUUCGCGGCUUAAGACAUUGACGACGCCUCUGUUUUUCUCUUCCUCUGCUGCGUCGAAUCGAGAUGGUGACUAUCAGAUAGGACCGCCCCCGAUCCGAGUCGGACUCACUGAGUCAGCGGGUCGGGCUGUUUUUGCAACGCGUAAAAUUGGUGCCGGAGAUCUUAUACACACGGCAAAGCCCGUCGUAGCUUGCCCUUCUCUUUUAAAGCUCGACUCUGUUUGCUAUCUUUGCCUAAAGAAACUCAUGGGUUCUGCUAAAUUUGAAGAUCGUGGAGUUUCUUAUUGCAGUCAAGAGUGUCAAGAGAAUUCAAAGGGGUUUUUGGAUGUCGAAACAAGAGCAGAUUGGUCAAGUUUUGAUGAUUAUUGUAGGACGCAUAACUUCAAGUACCCGCUUAUGGUCAAGAGGUUGUGUUGUAUGAUAAUAUCAGGUGCCCGGCCCGCUGACUGUCUUGACAUACUUCAACCAGCUGUUUUAUCUUCUGAGAUGAUUUCAAAGAUAGAAGACGGGUAUGGUUUAUUAUGGAAUGCCUUCAGGAAGGCAAAUUUCAAGGAUGACGAUGUUGCUUGUAUCCUUAGAGCUAUAUUUUACAUCAAAUCCAUUUUAUCUCCAACGUUCUGUUUUCUGUUAUCUCUUUGCUAUUUACAGUUCUUAACAUCCAGAAGUUCUGACAAAACAAUGGUAUACGGCUAUACUCGCUCGGAUUCGUAUCAAUGCAUUUCGUAUUGACCUGGUUGGAGGCUCAUGUGGCGAAGACCUUCUUUCACUAGCUGCAGCCUCUGUUGAAGGUGAAGGUGCAGUUGGUCAUGCCGUUUAUAUGCUACCAUCCUUCUACAAUCAUGACUGUGAUCCCAACGCGCACAUAAUUUGGUUGCAUAAUGCAGAUGCAAGGUUGAACACUCUACGCGAUGUCGAAGAAGGUGAAGAGCUUCGGAUAUGUUAUAUAGAUGCAAGCAUGGGAUAUGAAGCGCGACAAACAAUACUCUCUCAAGGGUUUGGGUUCCUCUGCAACUGUUUACGCUGCCAGUCCACUGACUAACUGAUUAACUCUUCCUCUCCUAGUCAUCUUCAAUUUUCGUGUAUCUUAUAUAAUAUAUGUGAGAAAACGAGGAAUCAAGAAAAUAACAAAAUAAACUAUAUAUAAAUUCUUAAUGGUUUUCUA